This is a messenger RNA of Cimex lectularius (bed bug), 8019 nucleotides long. It is a transcript of the gene Sbf, whose product is annotated as myotubularin-related protein 13. The record is from RefSeq and is a predicted model, not a curated record. The coding region runs from base 157 to 6051 and encodes 1964 amino acids. NCBI's taxonomy places the organism in Eukaryota, Metazoa, Arthropoda, Insecta, Hemiptera, Cimicidae. The transcript has 37 exons.
GGUUGUUCUUCCUUUCCCCGAGUUAUUCGGAUUUUCGGUCUCGACUCUCCACUUGGGUGUUGUCUUUGACUGGAAAAGUAGUCGAUCACGAUGGCGACCGUCUCUCUUGGCCCCAAGAGCAACAGAUAGUUUUCGACAUUCGACACAAACUACGUGAUGUCUCGGUUGGCCGAUUAUUUCGUUAUUGUCGGAUAUGAUCACAAAAAUGAAAGAGGGGGUCACAGUCAAGGAAUCAUUUUACAGAGGUUCCCUGAAAAGGAUUGGGAAGACACCCCAUUUAUUGAUGGAAUUGAAUUGUUUUGUCAGCCUCAAGGAUGGGCAUUAUCGACAGAAAGACAGGAACCUCGAUUUUUUGUUUCUGUGCUGACAGACAUCGAUGCAAAUAGACAUUACUGUGCUUGCUUAUGCUUUAAUGAAACAGUUUCUAUUACUCCUAGUAAACCAGUUGACGAGGAUGACGAUGGACUUGAAGGUACAGGUGUCGUGCCGGCUAUAUCCCACCACAGUAUCAUGUAUGCACCAAAAUGUUUGGUUCUUGUGUCAAGACUGGAUUACAUUGAGACUUUUAGAAAUUGCUUGGGAAUUGUAUAUUCCGUUUGGAUUGAAGUUGUUAGUAGCAUUAAACUGGAAGCGUUGGUUGGUAACAUGUUAGGUUGCGUCCAUGUUCCUCCUCCUGGUGGACCUCAAGUUAGAUUUAGUAUUGGAGCUGGAGAUCGGCAAGCCUUGCAGCCACCUUUGUCUUCAACUUUGCCUACGACCAACACUGCAGUGACCAUGCUCUUCCAACAACUUGGUAUUCGUAAUUGCGUGUUUUUGUUUUGUGCUGUUAUGACGGAACACAAAAUACUUUUCCAAUCUCAAAGUUACACAAGGCUGACGGAAGCUUGUCGAGCGUUAACAGCACUAAUGUACCCGUUUAAAUAUUCCCAUGUUUAUAUUCCACUGUUGCCAGCUUCUUUGGUAGAAUUUUUAACAUCGCCAAUUCCAUUUCUAAUCGGAGUACAUUCGUCUCUAAAAACUGACUACACUGAAUUAAUGGAUGUAAUAGUUGCAGAAUUAGAUACUGGUUUUGUUGUUGUUCCGGACACUGUAGUUGUACCUCUUCUUCCUGAACCAUUUCUAGAGGAUACAAUGUCUGCUUUAAGCCUUGUACUUCAACCAGAGCUCACUUCUGCAGAUUUUGCUUUUGUACCUGAGUCACCUCCUCCCCCUUCUCCGCAGUGUAUUGAUAAAAGGAUCAGAGCUGUAUUCAUGAGAAUGUUUGCACAACUGAUGCAAGGUUAUAGAUCAUGUCUUACAAUAAUAAGGAUUCACCCUAAACCUGUAAUAACGUUUCAUAAGGCAGGAUUUUUAGGCGAAAGGGGAUUUGUCGAUUGUGAAUUCACGACAAAAGUGUUAGAUUCUAUGUUUUUCACAGGUUUUGUUAUGGAAAGGGGACCACCUUGGCGACCGUGUGAUCAUUGGGAUGAGUUAUAUGCUCAAAUGCCAGAAUUGAUCCGCCAAGAGCAACUAAACCCAGCAUCAGUAAUAAAACAUAUUCAGGACGUAGCAAAUGUCCUAUACACAAAUGAGAAUCCAAAUCAUCAGCCGUACGUUCAAAAAUUACUGAAGCCACCUGAAGGAGCUUACGCUAGAAUACACCAGCCAGCUUUUCCUAAAAUUGAUGCUGGGAUUGUACAAACAAUAAUUGAUGAGGGUCUUGCUGAAAAUGACAUAAAAGCGAGGUUAGGAGCAUUAAAACCUGCAACGUGCAGAAUAGUACCAAUGGGAGUACACAUAUCAAAUGUCAUAGAUUCUCGGCAACAAAUUGUCAGCAAUUCAGCAAGAAGAUUAGAGGUUCUUAAAAAUUGCAUUUCGUAUAUCUUUGAUAAUAAAAUUUCUGAUGCAAGAAAAAGUCUUCCUGCUGUUUUACGUGCACUCAAAUGUCGGAUAGCGAGGUUAGCCCUGUGCACAGAAUUGGCGGCUCAUGUUAAUGGAAAUAAAGCCAUGCUGGAACACCAGCAGUUUGAUUUAGUUGUCAGGCUAAUGAAUUGCGCACUUCAAGAUGUUUCACCGAUUGAUGAAUUUGGAGUUGCUGCUGCACUUCUUCCUCUAGCUACUGCGUUCUGCAGGAAACUUUGUACUGGUGUGAUCCAAUUCGCUUAUACAUGCAUACAGGAACACAACGUAUGGCAGAAUCAACAGUUUUGGGAAGGCGCUUUUUAUCAAGACGUCCAGAAAGAUAUAAAAGCGCUCUAUGCACAAGUUUCUUCUAAUGAGGACACAAUAUGGAAAGGGAGAGGUCAAGAACCAUCAGCAUUAGAAAUCGCCGCAGAACAAAUGCGCCUUUGGCCAAAUAUUAAUCCAGAUAAACAAAUUGAGCUUGCUGGUAGUGAAGAAUCGACGGUUUACAGCCAAGCGAUUCACUAUGCAAACAGAAUGGUUUAUCUCAUAGUUCCUGUAGAUGUUGCAAGUAGGCAGAUAAAACAACCAGCAGUGUGGGAUCAACACUCUCAUACUAAUACUACUAACAGGUCAAGUGUUGGAGAGAGUGAAAGUGGUUCAGAAUCAGGAUUUGACGAGGCUGAAGGGUUAUUUGGCAAUUCUACAGGGACCUCAGAUGUUGUGAGAGUUGUCACAAGAUUUGUAGACAGGGUAUGUACUGAGGGUGGUGUCAACAGCGAACAUGUAAAAAGCCUUCACCAGAUGAUACCCGGCGUUGUACAUAUGCACAUUGAAACACUCGAAGCCGUUCAUCGCGAAUCUAAGAGGCUGCCACCUAUUCAAAAGGCGAAGAUGGUUGUUCCAACACUGGUGGCGGGAGAGGAGGUUCUGUGUGAGGGGCUCAGGGUUUAUUUAUUACCAGAUGGAAGAGAAGAAACAUCCCAACAAUUACUUGGUGUCCCCCCUUUUUUGCCUGCCGAAGGUGCCAUAUUUGUCACAAACUAUCGAGUAAUAUUCAAAGGAACUCCUUCCGAUCCCUUGGCUUGUGAACAGAUAGUAGUCCGAUCAUUCCCAGUUACUUCAUUGACCAAAGAAAAAAAGGUUUCUGUGCAAAAUCAUUUGGAUCAAUGGUUGCAAGAAGGUCUCCAGUUGAGGUCGUGUACUUUCCAGCUCAUUAAAGUUGCCUUUGAUGAAGAAGUGUCAACAGAAAGUAUAGAUACAUUUAAAAAAACAUUACAUAAGGUGCGACAUCCUCCUAAUGUAUUGCGACAUUUUGCAUUUUCUGGCCAUAUUCCUAUUCCUCAAACUCCAAUGCAAAGAAUUAAAGAAAAAAACGCAACUUUAAAGGGGUUCGCUAAAAAGACUUUGAUGAAAACAGCUAGGCGAGCAGGUUUCAAGCAGAAAACAUCUUCCAAACGUCAAAAAUACGUUUUACAAGAUAUGACAAGAUCUGAUAAAUAUCUCACAUCACCUGGCCGAAUGUCAUUGCCAUUGACUACUGAUGAAAUUCAGUUACCUGUAGAAGAUGUUACCAAAGGAAGUAUUGAACGAAUCGCAGAAAGAAGUUAUGUCCGUGAUUGGGUUAGGCUCGGAUUGAUUCAUUCAUCGCCAGCGUCGCCGAAUACAUUAAAUCACAAAGAUCAGUUUAGGAUAUCAAGUAUAAAUUCAGAUUAUUCGUUAUGCAGGACAUAUCCUGCUCUGAUGGUAAUGCCGACUAAUGUGACUGAUGACAGCAUCAAAAGAUUUUCUCGGUGUUAUAGGCAUGGCCGUGUACCUGCAAUCACAUGGAGGCAUAGUCGUACCAAAGCACUUCUUUUAAGGGGAGCUUCUUAUCAUGGGAAAAGUGUUAUGAGCAUGUUAAAAACCAAUCAUCCACAUCAAACAGGUGGAGGCCAUAAUGAAAGCGGUGGGGCCGCCUCAUCUGCAGAACAUGAAAGGUAUUUGUCCGUGAUUGUCUCAUGCACUCCAGCCUCUGCUAAUCUCCGUACCGGACCAUGGAGAUCAGACUCUAGCCUCUCUAUCAAUUCAUUAUUUUUGGCUGCGGAAGAGACGAACCAUGUCACGCCUACAAUGAGUUCUUCAAAAGUUGGACUUUCCAGGGCAAGAUGGGGUUCAGUCAAAGAUGGUGCGCCCAGACUCUCUGGUGAUUCGGAUUCAGGGAGUGACUGUGUACACACCUUACAUAAUGCACCGUUGUAUGUAUUAUCUGACAAGACGCAUUAUAAGGCAUUUAAAGUGGACGGUAUCAAGGCGGAAUUUAUUCCUGUCGAUUAUGCUGAUUUUAGAGCUUCUAAAGCUUCUUUUAAAAAACUCAUGAGAGCCUGUAUACCAAGCAACCUUCAGACUGAAGUCGACCAGUCAUUCUACAAGUUGAUUGAGAACAGUGAAUGGUUACAACAGCUGCAAUCGCUUUUGCAGUUGAGUGGUGCGGUUGUCGAUUUAUUGGAUGUACAAGGGUCAUCGGUCAUGCUGUGUCUUGAGGAUGGAUGGGAUGUUACAUGUCAGAUUUCAUCAUUGGCGCAGCUUUGUUUAGAUCCUUUUUACAGAACAAUUGUCGGUUUCCGGGUUCUUAUUGAAAAGGAGUGGUUGGCAUUCGGCCACAGGUUUGGUCACCGAAGCAGUCUGUCACCCAGUUCACAGGCUUCUACUUUUACUCCGACAUUCUUGCAAUUUUUAGAUCUAGUUCACCAGGUCCAGAAGCAAUUCCCCUUAGCGUUUGAAUUUAAUGAAUAUUACCUCAGAGUUCUUGCAUACCAAUCAGUGUCUUGUAGAUUCCGCACCUUUUUGUUAGAUUGCGAAUUGGAUCGUGCUGAAUGUGGUAUAACGGCCAUUGAGGAUAAGAGGGGUUCUCUUACAUCUCACCACAAGACUGUCGACACAGGUUCUGAUGAUGAAUCCAUUUAUCCUGGAGGUUUAAGAGCUGGUACACACACAGGUCCGAAAUUAGGACAAUCUGUGUUUGAUUAUAUAGAAAAGCACAAUGCACGAGCUCCAGUUUUCUUUAAUUUCAUGUACACCCCAGAUACUGAUCAACCGGUGCUCAGGCCUCAAUCACAUAUAGCAGUGCUGGAUGUUUGGAAUUAUUAUAUUAGUGAAGACCUAAGGCACGGACCUAGUUAUGACCUAGAGUUAGUAGAAUUGGAAGCUUCUCAGCAGGAAGAAGCAGAUGCAGCUGAAGGGACACACAAUUCUUCUAGAAAAGUUGUUUUAAUGGGGUAUGAUAAUGUACAACAGUGUGUGCCCGAUGCUUUUACACAUUUAUUAGAAGAAAUCCAUAACCUAGAAACUGAAUUAGGACAUUUACCACAAAAGUGGAAAGUGCUUUGGGAUAAGUUGGAACUUCCUACCACAGAUUCUUUAACUCGGCAUGCUUCAUUGAGCACAGCUUUAGUUAGAUCCCACGGACGUCUGCUACACAAAAGAUCCACACUAGAAAUAUUAAUGAAAGGAAAAUUAGUUGAUACCCAGCCUUCUACAACAUCAAUUUACUCGCAUCCGCAUCGUUUUGAAAAAUACAAUUUUACUACACCAUCUUACUGUGAUUUUUGCACUAAUGUCCUAUGGGGGCCUGUAAAGACCGGUCACCGUUGUAUAGACUGUGGUUACAGCUGCCAUGAAAAAUGCUGUGAUAGUGUUCCAAAAACCUGUACAAAGUAUAAAUCAGUUUCGGAUGGAAUACAUUAUGCAAACCAUACAUUGACAAGAAGUGCAGCAGAUACAGCAUCGGUUAAUUCAACAAUUUCAGGUGUGACAGCGAUACAGACAACUAACCAGCAAUAUUAUGACCAAUUUUCAUCAAACGUUGCUGAAAAUAGGACUCACGAAGGGUAUCUGUACAAGAGGGGCGCUUUGUUGAAGGGUUGGAAGCAAAGGUGGUUUGUACUGGAUUCAAUAAAACAUCAGCUUCGAUAUUACGAUGCGAUGGAAGAUUCACAUUGUAAAGGAUUCAUCGAUUUAGCAGAAGUCGUGGCAGUUAAUCAAGUUCCUCCAGCACAAGGACCACCAAAGAAAACAGAUGAAAAGUCAUUUUUUGAUUUGCGUACAAACCGAAGGACUUAUAAUUUUUGUGCCUCGGAUGCCACCUCAGCCCAGGAAUGGAUUGAAAAAUUGCAGGCCUGUCUUCAGUAAUGGUCGUCAAGCAAAACCGAGCAAAAUUGAUCUUGUUAAACACUCUUAAGCUGAACUUUCUUAUGCUCAAAAUGUUUAAAUUAUCUUUUGCACUGAAAAUUAUUAAGACCUUACUACAUAAGACGGUUGUUACGAUGUUGAGAGCUCAAAUUAUAUGGUGAUAUACUCUCCAAAGAUUGGUAUAAACGGUGGCUGUUUAUUAAAUUAAAUAUUUUAUUUUGUGAACCUUUUAUGUUUUUUGUGUACAGAAAAGUUGUACAAAUGUAUAAAUUAAAUUGAUCUGAUUAUUAGUAUGGAUGUUGUACGUAUAUGUAAAUUUUGUUUUUGUUAUAUAACUCAUGUUUUAUUUAUACAUGGCGUACUAAAUCGUUUUUGCUUUACAUGCGCUUUAUUACCUCAGAAAGAAGAAGGAAGUAAGAUCUUGUACUGUGUGUUUGUCGAAGAAGUUUUAGUUCCCCUUGGCGUUUUUUACCCUAUUUUUGUGAAUUUAUCAACAAAUUUUGUAAAAUUUACAUUUCUUUGUUGUUACUGAAUCAAUCCUGCGAAUAAAUUUUCUUCCUCAAAGACAAAUCCUGAAUAUUGUUUGUUAUGUAAUUUGAUUCGUUUUUUAGGAAAGAAGGACAUAUAUGUUGUGUUUUUGGUAACAUUUUAUAAUUAUACCUAUGAUGAUAAUUUUAUACUUGUGGUAAUAAAUAUGAGUGAUAUAUAUAUUUUUUUAACUUUACUGUUUUUAUUAUCAUUUAUAAUAGUUUUAUUAUCAGUAAUAAAUAAUUAUUUGCUCAUUCCAAUCUGUUACCAUUGUUAUUUUAUUUUCACACGAGAGUUUGUAAUGACAUACAGUACAUAAUCUAAAUACUUUAUUAUUAUAAUAGUAUAUAUAUUUAUUAUCUAUUAUGUCUAGUUUUUAAGUUUGUGCCAUAAAAACAAAAUCACUUUUUUUUUCUUCUAAGUAUUAAACAAAUCAAAUGUUUAAUUAUCGUUUUAGAGGAGUAUAUUGCUUUCAAUUAAUAAAUUAGAUAUUAAUGUUUAUUUUUUUCUUUCAUAAAAGUAAAUAAACUAUUUUUAAUGCUUUGCUUAUAUUAUUUUUUAGCAUUGCUUCAGUCGUAAUGGAACAUGAACCUAAAAUUUAAACACAAGUUAAAAAUAUUGACGCGAUAUCAAUUUAAAAUGAUAUAGUUUUGUUGAACACAUAAGAGUGUCAAAUGUGCUGCAGUAACUAGCAAACAAAAUAAGUAGUAGUUUCUCUAAUAAUUUGUGUUUAAGAGGACAUCAGGUUGAAACUAUCGAUUUUUAUUGUUGCAAUUACUUUUCCGUUUUAAAUUAUAGUACUAUUAAGAAAAGUUUGAUAUAAUAUAAUAGCACAAUGUUUUAGAAAUACUUAAAACCGAUUUGGGAUAAUUUCCACAGUUUAAUAAACUUAUUUUUAAAGAAAUAUCAAAUUUAUUUUAAUAGCUGGAUGUGUUAUAUAAGUUUUAGUGUUCAUCUGUUUAAGUCAAUUUAUUGCAAUUAUCAAUCAAAUUGCAAACAGAAAUAUAAUGUUUUUAACAAUAAAUUUACUUACUUAACAUGUUGACUUGUGUUAACUUGUGUGUUAAGAUGACUUCCUUUGCAUUUCAAAGGCUUCCCCUUGAUACAGGCCCAAAAAAACAUUUUGACAACGAUGCUCCGCAGUCAACGUGUUAAAUGUCAUCGUACUCUAAAAUAAUUUUUACAGCUAUAAAACACAGCUAUAGUACAACUAUUGUUAUAAAUUCUGAAAAAUCAAUAGAUUUUUAUAUGUAAAUUCUUGUACAUUGUUUUCUUGCUUUUAUAUGUACAUUCCAUUUCUAUUUGUGCAAUACUAUUAGAUAUUUUCUACUGUAUUAUUUUUAUUUACAGUUAUUUUAGUAGAAUAAAAAUGAAUUAAUUUUUUAAAAAUCUGAAGGAAAUGUAAGAAUGUUAACCUAAUUAAAGACUUUGUAUAUUUAU